GACUGUAUUUAUCAGGUUAGCCAACGUGUGGAAUGGGAACGUCACCAGGCUGCUGUUCGCAAGCGUGAGGAGGAAGAUGCAGAGCGAGAACGCCUUGAAUAUGCUGCCAUUGACUGGCAUGACUUCACUGUUGUAGAAACUAUUGAUUAUCAGUCAUGGGAAGUUGGCUCAUUCCCUCCACCCACUACAGCAGCAGAGGUAGGUCGACGUGUCCUCUUACAGGAACGCAUAGAGGAAGGAGUUGCUCCUGAUACAGACAUGGUUUUGGGCAGUGAUGAUGAAGAAGAGCCUGAGGAAGAACAAGGUGCACCAGGUGAUAGAGAUGAUACUCAAGUUCAAGACAUGGAUGAAGAAAGUAGUGAGGAAGAAGAGUCAGAUGAUGAGCCACCACCCCCACAGCAGCAACCACAGCCACAGCCACAACAACAACAAACAACAACAACAACAACAACAACAGCAGCAGCAGCAGCUGCAGCAACAGCUGCAGCAACAGCAACAGCAGCAGCAACAGCAGCAGCAACAGCAGCAGCAACAACAACAACAACAACAACAACAACAACAACAACAACAACAACAACAACAGAAGCCAGAAAUUAAAUUGCCGCAACCACCAUUGCCCCGAGAGCCUCCUCAACCUGCUCCAGCACCACCAGUCGCAGGGCAAGUAGUGGUUAAAGAUUAUAACCCUCGUCAACAGCCCCGCACAACCCCAGGUACAACAGGUGCCUCUGAUCAGUAUCUUGUUUCACCCAUUACAGGAGAGCGCAUUGCCCCUGAUAAAGUGGGUCAGCAUUUACGUAUCAAUAUGUUAGAUCCUCGCUGGCUUGAAGAUCGUGAUCGCCAGAAUGCAGAGCGAUCCAAUCAAGAUACUGUCUUUGCAACAGGUGAUUCUAUUCGUUCAUCUUUGAAGCAACUGGCAGAACGACGUACUGAUAUUUUUGGAGCAGGAGAUGAAGAGACAAUUAUUGGUAAGAAGAUUGGAGAGGAGGAAAAGCGUGAGGAGAAAGUUACGUGGGAUGGACACACUGGUUCCAUGGAAGCAGCUACACGUGCUGCUAGGGCCAACAUUUCCAUUAAUGAGCAGAUUCAUCAGAUUCAUAAAGUAAAAGGUCUAUUACCAGAUCAAGAAAAAGAGAAGAUUGGUCCUCAGCCAAAACUUCCAUCUUCAGUCCCUCCCACAAAUGUAAACCAUUCACGUCCAGCUCCACCACCACCGCCACCACCACCAAAACCACAGCAACCCCCGGCAAAGCCACAGCCACCACCACCACCCCCACCCCCAAAAUCUAUUCCACAGCCAGCACCUGCACCCCCUCCACCACCACCAAAGCCUUCAGUAGUGACACCCCCUCAAUCUAUGAUGACUGUCAAUAUUGGUGGGCCACUGCCACCACCUAUGGCUCCCAUGGUUCCCCCUGGCAGUGGUGUAAUGGUGGUACCACGCCCACCAGUCAUGAUGGCUCCUCGACCAGGUGGCUUUAUGCCUGGACCUCCUGCUCCACCAGUACCUGGCUUCAUGACAUCACAGCCACAACCAGCACCACCCACUGGACCACAGCCUCCUGUUGGUGGCCCUCCAAUGGGAGGUAUGGGAGGUGGACCUGAUAAAGAUGACGAUGAUGGUCCUGCAGCCAAAAGAGCUCGUACAGAGGAGAAUCUAGUGCCUGAAUCUGAAUGGGCACGUCGUUUUAAUGGUCCUGUAAAGUUCCAGGUUGCAAUUCCAGUUGUGGCAGAUAAACCAGAGUGGCGAUUAGCUGGCCAGGCUCUGUCUUUGACUCUUCCUUUAACUGACCCAGUCUCUGUGGUCAAGGCCAAAGUUCAUGAUGAGACUGGCUUGCCUCCUGGUAAACAGAAGUUAGCUCGAGAUGGCCUUUUCUUCAAAGAUUCUCAAUCACUAGCUUUUUACAAUGUUGGCCAUGGUACAAUAAUACAGUUACAGCUGAAGGAGCGUGGUGGCCGCAAGAAGUAAAUGUAUUGCAAUUUUCAGGCUUAAGAAUUUGCAAGUAUUUCACUAGAUAUGUUGUAGUUCAAAAUACGUUAAACUAUUUUAGUAACAGCCACUGCAGUGAUUUGAGUAAGUAUUAUUCAUGGUUAGAGAAUCUGUGUUAAGUUCAACAAAAAUCUAAUUUUCCUCAUGAAGGGCAGAUGUAAAAUGAUAAGCCACAUACUCAUUAAUGUUUCUAGAAUGAAGUUAAAAACUGUGGUACUUCUAAUAUUUUUACCUAAGUAAAGAAUUGACAGCAUAUAGAAAUGAAUUUUUGUAUUUUAAGUUUAACUUUCCAUUAAUUCAAAUAAUACUGUAUGUUAAAAUAAAAAUUAUAAAUAGCAAACUGAAAACUAUUUACACCAUUUAGUGUCAAAAGUUUGUAUACUUACAGGUAUUAAUAAACUAUUAAUAUUA
Cherax quadricarinatus is the source of this 2401-nucleotide messenger RNA. NCBI's taxonomy places the organism in Eukaryota, Metazoa, Arthropoda, Malacostraca, Decapoda, Parastacidae. The record is from RefSeq and is a predicted model, not a curated record.